This is a messenger RNA of Scleropages formosus (Asian bonytongue), 4267 nucleotides long. RefSeq names its product TYRO3 protein tyrosine kinase (gene tyro3). Gene Ontology annotation, cellular component: signaling receptor complex; plasma membrane. Gene Ontology annotation, biological process: multicellular organism development; phagocytosis; positive regulation of kinase activity. The transcript is spliced from 19 exons. Bases 155 to 2773 code for a protein of 872 amino acids. The record is from RefSeq and is a predicted model, not a curated record. Gene Ontology annotation, molecular function: protein binding; transmembrane receptor protein tyrosine kinase activity; ATP binding. NCBI's taxonomy places the organism in Eukaryota, Metazoa, Chordata, Actinopteri, Osteoglossiformes, Osteoglossidae.
UACGACACGGAGAAGGACAGUGACGGGCGCGGGCACCGGGACAGUUCGCUGUGGCGGUGCUCAGCGGUGUCCUCACGCGGCGAUGUGCACCAGCGCGCUCUCGGCCGUGUGGGAGGCGAGCGCGCCACCGAGGCUACGCUUUGGACGAUGAAAAAUGAGGCUUGUUUUCUUUGUUUUAUUACUGGCGGUGAACUACCGCGAAGACUGCGGAUUACAGUUUACCAAGAGCCCCACCAACCAAACGGUAACCCAGGGCAACUCGAUCCGCCUGGGUUGUGCUGUGGAAGGUCUCAGUGAGCCAGAUGUAGUGUGGAUGAAAGACGGUGAGAAACUCUACAGCACAGACCAGAUGUACAUAACCCUCGAGCAGAAUCACUGGGAGACUUUCCACAGUGUGAAAUCAGUUCAGCAGCAGGAUGCAGGGAAGUACUGGUGUGAGGCAGAGUUCCGUGGCAUUGCCAUCUCCUCUGAACCGGCUUGGAUCACAGUAGAAGGUGUCCCCCAUUUCGUGUUGGAGCCCCAGGAUGUGGCCACUUUCCCUGGAGUGCCCUUUAACCUUAGCUGUGCUGCUGUGGGGCCCCCGGAGCCGGUUGAAGUGCUUUGGUGGCUUAGGGGGGUGCAGGAAGGAAAGCCCACAUCCUCCCCUUCAGUCCUUUCUGUUCCAGGAAUCACCAGCAGCAUCAAGUUCUAUUGUGAGGCGAAGAAUGCCAGAGGUAUUUCUGUGUCACGUACAGGCACCGUGCACAUCAAAGUUCUUCCGGAGGCCCCAAAGAUGAUCCAGGUGGUACAGGUGCAAGAAAAUAAUGUGACUCUCGCCUGGACUCCUGGCUUCACAGGUUAUUCCGAUUUGCAGGACUGCACCAUACAGAUGUCUAAGAAUUCUGGGAAGAGACUGGAGCUGCCAGAACACCGCGUGAUGGUUCCACCCUUCCAGCAAGUCAUUGGAGGGCUGAGGUGCUACUCAAACUACAGUGUACGAAUCUGCUGCAGCAAUGAAGUGGGGACUUCUCCUUUCUCCAGCUGGGUUGAUUUCCAGACCCCAGAAGCAGUGCCCUCAGCUGCCCCUCGUAAUCUUACCUUUGACCUGUCAGAGCAACAGCUCUCACUGAACUGGGCUGCACUAGAAGAGAGUGAGUUGCAUGGCCGACUACAAGCCUACAAAGUGCAGUGGAAUCUGGGAGGAGAGAAUCAGGAGGCACUGCUCUUUAAGGAGAACAAGGCCCAUCUGUCAGGUGGAGGGCGCUUCUUCAAUGCAACAUUCCAGGUGUCAGCCUGCACAGCAGUGGGCUGUGGGCCCUGGAGUCAGCCUGUCCUGGUGAUGCCCGCAGCUACUGUAUCCUCCCAGGGACAGAGGAGCCAUAUAUGGGUGGGGCUGCUCCUAGGCCUGCUGGUAGCCGCAAUGGUUGGAGUGCUCCUCACUGUGCUGGUGCAUCACAGGGGAAAGGAGACACAGUAUGGGUCAGCAUUUGAACCAUCAGGAGCAGAAACAAGAGUUUCCUUCACAGCAGCCAGAUCUUUCAACCGGCAGGGGCCAGCGCUCCCAGAAUCCACCUUGGACACCCUGGGUAUCAGUGAUGAAUUGAGGGCUAAGCUGCAGGAUGUCUUGAUCCCAGAAAAGAUGCUUACUCUGGGACACAUGUUGGGGAAAGGUGAGUUUGGAUCAGUGCGGGAGGCAUUCUUGAAGAUGGAGGACAACUCAGUGCAGAAAGUAGCAGUGAAGGUGCUCAAAACUGACAUUACCACUUCAAGUGAUAUUGAGCAGUGUUUAAAAGAGGCUGCCUAUAUGAAGGACUUCCACCACCCCAAUGUCAUCCAACUCAUUGGAGUAAGUCUGCACAGACGCCCACAGCAGCGCCUGCCCGUUCCUAUGGUGAUUCUCCCUUUCAUGAAACAUGGGGACUUGCACACCUUCCUGUUGAUGUCGCGCCUUGGAGAUGAACCCUUUGUUCUGUCUCUGCAUACCCUGAUUCAAUUCAUGCUCGACAUUGCUCGGGGUAUGGAGUACCUCGGCAGGAAGAACAUUAUCCACAGGGACCUGGCUGCACGUAACUGCAUGUUGAAUGGAAAUAUGACGGUCUGUGUGGCAGACUUUGGCCUAUCCAAAAAGAUCUACAGUGGGGAUUACUACCGGCAGGGCUCUGUGUCCAAGUUGCCUGUUAAAUGGAUUGCCCUGGAGAGUCUGGCUGACAAUGUCUACACCACACAGAGUGAUGUGUGGGCAUUUGGAGUGACCAUGUGGGAGGUUAUGGCCCGGGGACAGACGCCAUACCCUGGAGUGGAAAACGCAGAGAUCUAUGAGCACCUGAUCAAGGGAGAGCGACUCAAGCAACCCCCUGACUGUCCAGCUGACAUAUAUGAGAUCAUGCACAGCUGCUGGAGCCCUGUACCCAAGUGCCGUCCAAGCUUCCAACAGCUCAUUGACCAGUUGGAGAGUGCGUGGGCAGGGCUUUCACCAGGGCCUGAUCAAGAACCUCUGCUUUAUGUGAACCUUGAGGGAGAUGGUGAUGAGAAAGGGGCAGGACAAGCAGCAGGGUCAUUGAACCCAGAGGAGCCGCAGUGGAGCGUACCUUGGCAGUGCGUUGGCAUGGAGAAAGAUGAGAAGGACUGGCUUAUGGUGACCUCAGGGGCGACCCUUGCCAUUAGUGGGGAUUACCGCUAUAUCAUUGGGCCCAGUAGUACUGCAGAGGAAGAAGGCAACCCAGCUGGUAUCUCUGGGGAAAACAUUCAGGAGGAUGUCAAGGAAGAAGAUGAUGAUGUGGUCAUUGACGUGUGAGGACAUGUGACAUCCCACACCCUCCACCCAACAACUGCUCUGCUACUGUACAGAAAGCGGAAGGGUGCGCUUCACAAUGCACCUCAAGUUGAGGAAGCAACAGAACAACCAGCCAACCUGAAUCUAUGAUUAGCAUAGGAGAAAUGGGCCAGAAUUGUAUAACUUUGUGUAUUUCGGUUGCCUUUGGAGACUGCAGACUUUAAAACCUUAGACACAAUCAGUACUAAUGUAACAAGAGUAUGGUAGUGCAGAGUAUGCAAUAUAACAAGGCUGCUAACUGCUGUUGAUUUUACAAUAUCUCCUAGGUUUGUCAUUUUCUAAAGAGAGUAUGGUAGUGCAGAGUACACAAUAUAACAAGGCUGCUAACUGCUGUUGAUUUUACAAUAUCUCCUAGGUUUGUCAUUUUCAGUGUUUGUUAUCAAGAAUAGGGACAGUAACAAGCUAAGUUGCAAUUUGGUUUUGAUUUACUUCCUUCUUCAGAUGUAAAUCAGUUGGUUUGAUUAAGUUGCACAUUCCUAUAACUUCUAUCAUAAGCCAUAGUAACUUGCUUUUUUGGUGAGACACUGACAGACUUCCAACUUGGUUCAGGUUGCUUCGCAAGCAAAGAACUUUUUAAAUCUUUAACAACAAGCAUGCGUAUGAGGUGCAGUGUGCUCCGGCUGGUUUGUCAGCUAUGACCUGUGCAUAGUUUAUAUUUCCUCAGUUCCUCUUUUUUGCUUCACAGAAAUUCUAUGAAAACAUAGUUGAUAUCAUUACUUACUUUUGGGUAGAUGCACAAUCAUGUGAAGGUGAAUGGGCACCGGAGUGCAUUAACAGUAAAUCCAUGAUUUAUCAACUUUACAUAGAGUUGAGUUAUUUUGGCAGAUUUUACAUAGAUAAACAAUGUGUACAUAUGAAAAUCUUCUUUCAUGUUUCACAAAGUAAAUAGAAGUGUUUGCAGAGCAAAUUAAUAAAUGUGUAAUACUCUUAAUCAUUCAGUUUAAAACUCAUUAACUCAAAUUCACAAGUACGCGGUUUUAUUCAAACACUUCUGGAAGGUUUCAAGGGAAGUAAUGUUGGUGAAUGUCUGCUGGAUUGUGUCACUUUAAUUUGUCCUGUAUAUUGUGUGUGGGUAUACUGCAUAAAUUAUGGUCCCUUUUUACCAAUUAUGUACUACAUAAUUUUGAAUUUAAACUGUGUAGAUGCUGAGCCAAUAAGCACAGUAAAAUAUUUCAAAUGAACACUCUGACAGGGUGGAAGCGCUUACGCCAGGUGUUACCAACUGCUGCACCAAAUCACCCAGUGAAUUACGUCUGUACAAUAACCAGUUAAAAUGAGACCCAGUGUCAUCACUGCCUGCAUGUCUGCACUGUUCUUGAAAUUUCAUCAGGUAGUACUGCACAUCCUGUCACUUACACUUUCUGACCCCCUUGUCCCAUAUGGGGGUCGUGGGGAACUGGAGCAUAACCCAGCAACACAUGGCGUAAGGCUGGAGGGGGAGGGGAUGCACCCAGG